CACUGCGGCUAACUGUCGGUUGUGUCAGUCAGUCAAUCGAUGGUCCCGCUGCUGAGCAGAGCAACGGGGCGAAAAGAUUUGUAAAUCGGCACCAACAAGAGACUUAACUCUUCUGUUACACUUUAACCAUCGAGAGGAAUAAACCUAUACCGGGCCCUACACACUGAGUGUAACUCAGGGCAGCAGCGAUGUCAGGCUCCUACGAUGACUCCAUGAUCGAUGUCUCCAGUGACAGCUUCUGGGAGGUUGGUAACUACAAGCGAACAGUGAAACGGGUAGACGAUGGCAACCGACUCUGUAAUGAUCUCAUGAACUGUCUUCAUGAGCGGGCACGCAUUGAAAAGUCUUAUGCACAGCAGCUCUCAGAAUGGGGGAAGCGCUGGCGACAACUCAUAGAAAAAGGUCCUCAGUAUGGUACAUUGGAGCGAGCGUGGUCCGCUCUGUGCACAGAGGCAGAGAAGGUGAGUGAACUCCACAUGGAGGUGAAAGCAGCGCUGAUGGGGGAAGACUACGAGAAGUUGAAGAAUUGGCAGAGAGACGCCUACCACAAACAGAUGAUCGGCGGCUUCAAAGAGACAAAAGAGGCUGAUGAUGGCUUCCGUAAGGCUCAGAAACCCUGGGCAAAGAAACUCAAAGAGAUGGAGACAAUGAAGAAAUCGUACCACUCUGCCUGCAAAGAAGAGAAGCUGGCAGCCAGCAGAGAGACCAACAGCAAAUUAGAGAGCAACAACAACCCUGAAGCCCAAAAGAAGCUCCAGGAAAAGGUGGAGAAGUGUCAGCAGGAGAUGCAGAAGACUAAAGAACGCUAUGAGAAAUCCCUGGAAGAACUCGACAAGUUGACCCCUCAGUACAUGGAGAACAUGGAACAGGUGUUUGAGCAGUGGCAGCAAUUUGAAGACAAACGCAUCCGCUUCUUCAGAGAGCUGCUGCUAGAGGUUAAACAACACUUGGACCUCUCAACCAAUCACAGAUUCCAGACAAUCUACCACACGCUGGAAGACACAAUCUCUGCUACAGAUGCUGAAGAGGACCUGAAAUGGUUCCGGGCCAAUUCAGGCCCUGGAAUGCCAAUGAACUGGCCACAGUUUGAGGACUGGUCCAUAGAUCUAAACCGAACUCUCAGCAGGCGAGAAAAGAAGAAGCCAUCGGAGGGCGUCACUCUGACAGGCAUCAGUCAAACUGGGUCAGACCAGCCUGCGCAGCCUGCCAAGACCAGCAGCAGCCUGACUGUGCCCACUAAAACAGCACCAGUGGGCUCAAACCCCUUUGAAGAUGACGAAGAUGAGGAAGAGGAGGAAGAAGAGGAGAUGGCCGUGGAGCAGCGGACUACAGUCAACCACAACAGUGUGAAAAAAGAGGAAAUAAAAACUGCGAGCAGUAUGGAGAAGACUCCAGACUGGUCGGAUGAAGACACAGGUGGUAACAACCCUUUCUCCGCCAACGGUGAAGGGAAUCCUUUUGAAGAUGAGCCGGCUUCUCCAGUCGUAUCUGUGCCCGUCAAAGCCCUCUAUGACUAUGAAGGACAAGAGCAGGAUGAGCUGAGUUUCAAAGCAGGGGACGAGUUCACCAAAAUUGGCGAAGAAGAUGAUCAGGGUUGGUGCAAAGGUCGGCUCAAGGACGGACAGACGGGCCUCUAUCCUGCUAACUAUGUCGAAGACAUCCAGUAAUGAUUCAUCGCAGGUGAAUAAAUGUGAAGAAAAGAGAAGGUGACAGUGCGGCUGGAAACCAGAAGGCUCUGCUUUAUUUUCAACCCUUUUCUCCCUGUCGGUGAGGGCUGGACUGGUGCGGGAGACGGAUGGAGACAGAGAAGAGAGAAGUUGCAGAUUAUUAAAAGACCUCUUGAGAUAUCGAUGCUUGUCACAGAUUGACCCUCAUAGAAACCUAUGCAGAGCUGGAAAUUAACCGCAGGUUUCCAGAUGAUUCCAGACGAGGAAGAUCACAGAGGAAAAUUGCUGUUGAUGUAAAAUAUGUUACUUAGAAUCCCAUUUAUGCUGUUACAAAAAUAAUAGCUUUUUCAAGUAUAUAUUAGAUAAGAUCAAUGAAAUGUAUGUGUGAAUUUAUAUAUUGUUUAAAUGAAACACUGGGAUGGCAGUCUGACAAAUCGUCUUGCAAUGUUACAUGCAGCCUUAAUAUGCAAGCCACUAUGGAUUCAUUAAGGGAGAUGACCCUCUUUAUAACCAUAAUGAUAUGUUGUAGGUUUUAAACCGUUUCUGCCUGUUAGAAUCCAGUCCAUAAAUGUUACAUGUUUGAUUUAUUUUUUCGGCAGAGUAUGCCCUUAUCUUGAGAUUAACUUGAUUUUAAACUAGUGCUUACAUUGUUCUGUCAUUCCUUUUUCAGGGGUUUGUUUUUCCAUUCAGUUCAUUUACUGUUCUGGUCAUUUUGUGAGGAGUGAUAAAGACCAGUUGAGCCUCAUCCUCAUGUAGUCUUCAUUUAGCUCACAGUGGGUAGGUUCCUCUAGUCACUGCAAUUGAAUGUAUAUUCACUGAUUGUAUUUUCACACUUAUUGAUUGUUCACUUUUGCUGAUUUUUUUUCACAACCACUGACCCAUUAACCCCCCCUGAGCAACUGUUCUCAAGCCUUUCACUCACACAGUAGAUUGUAUUGAAUAAUUUUAAGGGUUAUUUUUCAUGCAACACUGAAAGUUCGUCACAUAAGUUUCUCUCACUUGAAGCUCCAUGUUUUAAUUCUCUCAAUGAGUUAGGGGAGAGUAUUUUUAGUGAUUGUUUUUUUUUUUUUUUUUUAAUAAGUCAUAGUGAUAAAACCACAGCCUGGUAUUGCGUUGCAUACAUGCAUGUACAUAGCCUGGAUAAAACAUAUUGGAACAAAUGAAGCAUUGAGGUCAGAUGAUAUGUAGUUGGAAAUGGGUGAUUGUUAAUUUAUGAUGCCACAAGUGCUUUUGUUCUACUCUUGUUAAAAUGCUGUGACUGAGAAACAGUUUGUAUAGUAAUUGAAUAUUUUAUGGCAAAUAUCCCUCGAAUCUGUUAUUUUGUUAUAUUUGUAAAUAUGAUUAUUUCUUCCCGUCACAGAGGGCCAUACUCACUGACUAAAUCAACAAACGCCAUGUGAAUAAAUAUUAAUUUUCUCUUCGGAGCUAUGAUAUGAAUGAAUUAAUACAAAUGUUUUGGGUUUUUUUGGCUCGCAUUUCUGCAGAGCUUUUCACUUGUGCGAACACCAAAUUCAUGAAUUGCCCAGCGUAUCAAUGAACUCUACAAAAAAAUGCUAUUUGAUGCCUUCAACUGCAGCACGAGAGGAAGAUGAAUUGUGUCAUCUUUAAUAAUAAGGAGACGGGAGAUGUUUUGACAUGUUUUCAGGGCAUGCUGUCGUCAGAACGCAGCAACAGCUGUACUUGCACAGUAAGAUUUGUAAAUGUUGUCCCACAACAUAAUAAAUGAAUUUAUCAAAGAAAAAAAAAA
Molecule: messenger RNA, 3414 nt
Organism: Acanthopagrus latus (yellowfin seabream)
Lineage: Eukaryota; Metazoa; Chordata; Actinopteri; Spariformes; Sparidae
Gene: pacsin2
Product: protein kinase C and casein kinase substrate in neurons 2
Exons: 11
Coding region: 189-1667 (492 amino acids)
Biological process (GO): regulation of endocytosis; cytoskeleton organization; plasma membrane tubulation
Cellular component (GO): endosome; cytoplasm; plasma membrane
Molecular function (GO): phospholipid binding; protein binding
Source: RefSeq, a predicted model, not a curated record